AUGAGCGUACGAUUUCGCAUCAAGACAUUGAUGGAAAAAUUCGCCGCGAUGAAUACCGAAGUUCAGUUUCGUCUUCUGGAUCUUCCGAACGAAUUGAUCGCUCACAUCAUCGAACAAGUGGACAGCGUCAAAGCACUUCGAAAGCUAUCCCAGACAUGUCGCCGGGUUCAGGAGUUGACAGAGCCUUUCCUGUACCGCGUCGCUCUCGUCCGCUCUGGAAGGCGUGCCGAGGCCAUCCUCCGCUCCCUCGAGACCCGGCGCGCCCGUGCUGCCGCCAUACGCCGCCUGGAUGUGCCCUGCGAUUAUCACCAGCAUCAGAAUUUCGAGGCCUUGUCUUCGCUGCUACGGCAGGCUAGGAAUCUGAAGACCUUGAUGAUUGAAAGUCCGCAGUGCAACAAUGGGGACUUUGAGGACGAGCCGACUUGGAGAGUAAUGGCAGAGCACAUCUUCAGCCCCUUCCACGAUGCAGUACGUCUGGCCGAAAUUGGAGAGCCUUCCAGCAGGCCACUGCACAAUCUACGAGAGCGUGAGUGUCUUGAUGCAUCAUCGUGACUUUUCAUAAAACGUGAGAGGCCUCUGGCUAAUAACGCCAGUUACGCUGCAUCUGAAUGGCAUUGACUCUCCCUACUGGACGCCGAGUGGCAGCAGCCUUGCGAUAUUCCAGAUUCCGACGCUGCAGUAUCUCAAGAUCUCGUGUGUGAACAUCCUCGACGAUCUGGCAAAGCAGCUGCAGGACAAGCCGCGUACGCCACUUAAGCAUCUGGAGCUGGAAGAGUGCAACAUCACGCACCUCGGCCUGUACGGAAUCCUAUCGGUCCCCGAAGCGCUCGAAACGCUCUAUCUAGGUACUACACGACUUUGCUCAAAAUUUCAGUGUUUUCUUAACUGACAUUGGAAGGUGAAAACAUAUACAACAUCACUGCAUUCAUGGGCUAUCCCGUCGACCCGGCAAGCAACCAUCUAUUUCAGACGAACCCAAAAGCCGCUCUCCAUGCUCUACAACAACAGCAAGGCUCGCUUCAGUCUCUGACAUAUGCUACGAACGAAAGAAUCUAUCAGCACAUGCAGCUCGCUCGUCAGAUCCUCUGCGACCCGUCACCAGUCGACGCGGGCUUUGCUGGCUUUCACUGCCUCCAGCAUGUGACUCUUGUAGGUCAAUGUCCGAACUUUGAGCGAGCUUUGAUGACCUCAAAAUCGCCACCGAUAUUGAAAACGUUGGAACACCAAGAAAUUAGUCCCUUGCGCAGGACUGUUGUCAAUCAGGCUUCGCCUUUAGACUCAGUUCCAUUCCUCCGUGCGCCAUCCUGUUCAAUUCCGACGACAUUAGAAAGCGUGGACAUCACAUAUCAGUCGAUAUCGUUAAUGAACUCUCGAAUCACCGAGGCGAUCAAAAACGAGUUCAUUCAACCCGCUGCAGUGGCGGUGGAAACGAUGGGAGUGAGGAUGAGGGUCUUCAACCGACAAGUCGCAGGCUACUUUCCCCCGUAUCUCUACGGCGAGCCACGACCAGUCAGCGAGAUGUUGUUCACUGGGUACAGAGAUGGAUUCGUGGGAAAACUGUCCGAGUCGAAGCCCAGAAGCGACCAAAGUUCUUCAGACGGCGAUGAGGAAAGCACUUCAGAGUUCGAAGAUACAGAGGAUACAGAGGAUACGUCGUCCGACGAGGACGAGGAGUGA
Molecule: messenger RNA, 1677 nt
Organism: Lecanosticta acicola
Lineage: Eukaryota; Fungi; Ascomycota; Dothideomycetes; Mycosphaerellales; Mycosphaerellaceae
Source: the annotation of a GenBank genome assembly